CAGCAGCUGAUGUGUACUCCUCUGAGUGGGAACUGUUGUUGAAGGAGCAGCGAGCGGACAGCUGGCGUCCUCGGCUGUAAUUAGCAGGUGAUCUGAGCAGUGUCUCCGGACAAAACAUCUAGCGGAGGAGGCCAACACAAACAUGGACACGUGCGCCUGUGCUUUGGAGCUGCUGGGGAUGCUGGUCUACGUGGGGGCUUGGCUGUGCACGUUGACGGCCACUAUCCUCCCACAGUGGCUGACCAUGUCCACCGAGCUGCUGGCCAUAGAGAGCUACGAGUUGGGCCUGUGGGAGACCUGCGUGGUGCAGGACAUUGGUGGUAUGGAGUGCAGAGCUUACGACAGCCUGCUGGGUCUCUCUUAUGAUCUCAAGCUCGCUCGUAUCCUCAUGUGCACGUCUCUGGCCGUGAGCAUGCUGGGAAUCCUGCUGGCUGUUCCUGGACUUUACCUGGUCAACAGCUGCAAAGGACAAGGAGGCCAUCAAACCAAGAGGAGCUUAACCGUCGGAGGAGGAGCACUGGGACUGCUGGCAGGCGUGCUGUGCCUGAUCCCCGUGUCCUACGUGGCUCACUUGGCAGUGAUUCACUUCUUUGAUGAGACAGUUCCUGACGUGGUGCCUCGGUGGGAGUUCGGUGAUGCUUUAUUUUGUGGCUGGGCGGGAGGCUUUCUCCUGGUGGUGGCCGGGCUCCUUUUGCUUACCUCCUGCUCGUGCUCACAGGCGGAGGCUCAGCCUACGCUGCAGAGGAGACACCAGGUCAGGAGUGCAGACGUUUCCUCGAGGAAGCGCUCAGAGUAUGUUUAAAGAAGGAAUUAAAGACAGACGGCACCACACAAUAUACUUGUAGAGCUGCACCUCAGAGACAAAACACAGGGGAAGCUUCGCUGUUUGAGGAAUGUAUCCCGUCGUGAGGACGGCACCCUGCAGCUAGUAGAAAAUGUGUAUAUUUGAUGUAUAUUUGAGUCGCCUACACUGCCCCCCUCCCCCAGCCCCACACCACUAUUUAAAAUGCUGCUGUGACCAUUAGCAAUUACUUAUUUUUUGAAUGUUUUAUAAAUGAUCUUCAUAUUUUGGAAUACUAUGUUAUCAGCCAAAUACAGAAAAAGGAUUUUCAAAACUUUGCUUUGCAAGACACUUUAGACUUUAAAAUGCUGUGAUUGUACGUUAUUACUUUGAAAACUAUUAUUUCAGGAAGCAAACUAUCAUGUUUAGAUCAUUCACAUAAAAGCUAGAUUUGCAAAAGUA
Thalassophryne amazonica is the source of this 1243-nucleotide messenger RNA. RefSeq names its product putative claudin-24. Gene Ontology annotation, cellular component: bicellular tight junction; plasma membrane. NCBI's taxonomy places the organism in Eukaryota, Metazoa, Chordata, Actinopteri, Batrachoidiformes, Batrachoididae. Gene Ontology annotation, biological process: bicellular tight junction assembly; cell adhesion. Gene Ontology annotation, molecular function: structural molecule activity. The transcript has 2 exons. The record is from RefSeq and is a predicted model, not a curated record. The coding region runs from base 143 to 802 and encodes 219 amino acids.